AAGUGGCUUCCAAAUUCAUGCCAGUUUCCAGUUUGAUCAUUGGGGUGGACUUGGUCCCCAUCAAACCCAUCCCCAAUGUGGUGACACUGCAGGAGGACAUCACCACUGAGAAAUGCCGCCAGGCCCUGCGCAAGGAGCUGCAGACGUGGAAGGUGGAUGUGGUGCUAAACGAUGGAGCACCCAACGUGGGAGCCAGCUGGGUGCAUGAUGCCUACUCCCAAGCCAACCUGACCCUCAUGGCUCUGAAACUGGCUUGUGAAUUCCUCUGCAAAGGUGGCUGGUUCAUCACCAAGGUUUUUCGUUCCCGGGAUUACCAACCACUCCUCUGGAUCUUCCAACAGUUCUUCCACAAGGUCCAGGCCACCAAACCCCAAGCUUCCCGCAAUGAAUCUGCUGAGAUCUUCGUGGUGUGCCAGGGGUAUCAGGCUCCAGACAAAAUCGACAGCAAGUUUUUUGACCCCAAAUAUGCCUUCAAGGAGGUGGAGGUUCAGACCAAGUCCAUUAGUGAGCUGGUCAGCAAAAAGAAGCCAAAGGCAGAAGGGUACACAGAUGGUGACAUGACCCUCUACCACCGCUUCACCCUGAUGGACUUCCUCAAGGCACCCAACCCCGUGGACUUCCUCUCCAAGGCCAACGAGAUCACACUGGAGGACGGUGAGCUGGAGAAUCACAGUUCCACCACGGAGGAGCUGCGUCAGUGCUGCAAGGACAUCCGCGUGCUGGGACGCAAAGAGCUCAGAGCUCUGCUGAACUGGAGGACAAAGUUGAGGCGUUUCUUGGCCAAGAAGCUGAAAGAACAAGCGAAGGAGCUGGAUAUCAACCUGAGCUCUGGUGAAGAGGAGGAAAGCAAAGAGGAGGAGAAGGAGAAGAAGACAGCGCCGAGAGCCGCAGCUGAUGAGGCGGUGAAAGAGGAAGAGGAGGUAGAGCUGGCGUUGGCUGAGAUGAAGGCUGAGGAGCUGGCAGAGUUAAAGAGAAAGAAGAAGAAGAUCCUGAAGGAACAACGGAAGCAGCGUGAGCGUGUGGAGCUGAAGAUGGACCUCCCUGGUGUCUCCAUCGCUGAUGAGGGUGACACCAGCAUGUUCUCCCCCCAGACUAUCCACAAGACCCCGCUGCUGAACGAGUUGACCCGGGGGGACAUGGCAUCAGCAGAUGCUCUCCUGGAGAUAGGACCUGGAGAUGAUGACAUUUGCAUCUCAGAUCAUGAGGAAGAUGAUGAUGUGUCCCUGGCCAGUGAUCUAGACCCAGAGGAGCUGGUGGAGAUAGAGGCCCGUCAGCGCCGGCUGGAGCGGGAAAGGCGAGAGCAGGGUGCAAAGAGGGUGAAGUUUAAGCAGAAGGAAGAGGAGGAGGAAGGGGAGGAAGAGGAGAAUCCACUGCUGGUGCCUCUGGAGGAGAAGUCAGUGCUGGAGGAACGACAGACCAGCCUGUGGUUUGGGAAGGACGCCUUUGCUGGCAUCGAGGACGAUGCAGAUGAGGACCUGGAGCUGGGGCAGUCGCAAAUGUUGGCUGAGAAACAGCGCGAGACUCAGAGAGACAAAGCAACAAAGAAAGGACAGAAGAAGAAUGUUCCCCAGGAGGCAGCUCCAGCUGAGCCACCGCCAGCCCCAGACCCAGGACCUGACGCUGGUAAAGCGCAGGAUGAGCAGAGCAGUGAUGAUGACAGCAGCAGUGAUGAGGAGAGGCCACUGACACCGGUGGGGAGAAAACAGGGCCGUGUCGAGCCAUGUGGCUUUGAGGUGGUGCCCAUUGAGGACCCAGUGAAAAGAGCCCGUGUCCUGGAUGCAGAGGGCCUGGCACUCGGCUCUGUCAUUGCCACCUCCAAAAAGGCCAGGAGGGACCUGAUUGAUGACUCCUUCAACAGGUAUUCCUUCAAUGAGAAUGAGGGAGAGCUGCCAGAGUGGUUCACAGAGGAGGAGAAGCAGCACCGGUGCAAGCAGAUCCCCGUGGACAAGCAGACGGUGGAGGCCUAUCGGCAGCGCUGGCGGGAAAUCAACGCCCGCCCCAUCAAGAAGGUGGCAGAGGCCAAGGCCCGCAAGAAGCGGCGGAUGCUGAAGAAGAUGGAGCAGAUGAAGAAGAAAGCAGAGGCCGUGGUGAGCACAGUGGAUAUCUCGGAGAGGGAGAAGGUGGCCCAGCUUCGGCGCAUCUACAAGAAGGCUGGGCUGGCCAAGGAGAAGCGACAGGUCACCUACUUGGUGGCUAAGAAAGGUGUUGGACCUCGAGUGCGCCGUCCUCCCGGCGUCAAGGGCCAGUUCAAGGUUGUGGACAGCCGCCUGAAGAAGGACGUGAGGGCUCAGAAGCGCAAGGAACAGAAGAAAAAACGUCAUAAGUGAUGUGGGACCAGCUCUGUCCUCACUGAGGGACUUGCCUUGGGACAGGGAUGGCUCCUGUCCUCCCACCACGGCUUCAGGAGCAGCCAGCUCACCCUGCCACUGUGCCCCAUCGUGGGGACCAGGCUGUGACUCAGCCACAUGUUCCUGUUGGUGCCUUGAUGUGACAUCGACACCCUUCCUG
Molecule: messenger RNA, 2508 nt
Organism: Antrostomus carolinensis (chuck-will's-widow)
Lineage: Eukaryota; Metazoa; Chordata; Aves; Caprimulgiformes; Caprimulgidae
Gene: FTSJ3
Product: FtsJ RNA 2'-O-methyltransferase 3
Exons: 19
Coding region: 18-2327 (769 amino acids)
Biological process (GO): rRNA methylation; maturation of LSU-rRNA from tricistronic rRNA transcript (SSU-rRNA, 5.8S rRNA, LSU-rRNA); maturation of 5.8S rRNA from tricistronic rRNA transcript (SSU-rRNA, 5.8S rRNA, LSU-rRNA)
Cellular component (GO): nucleolus; preribosome, large subunit precursor; nucleus
Molecular function (GO): rRNA (uridine-2'-O-ribose)-methyltransferase activity; rRNA (guanine) methyltransferase activity
Source: RefSeq, a predicted model, not a curated record